Messenger RNA from Dermacentor silvarum, 6661 nucleotides. RefSeq lists its product as uncharacterized. The transcript is spliced from 11 exons. The record is from RefSeq and is a predicted model, not a curated record. NCBI's taxonomy places the organism in Eukaryota, Metazoa, Arthropoda, Arachnida, Ixodida, Ixodidae. Bases 258 to 2717 code for a protein of 819 amino acids.
AAGUGGGCCGUCUACGACGAUCGGCAACUCAGUUAGUCUGUCGGUUUGUACCUUAUUGGCUGUUUCAGCCUGUUUGUUUAGGAAAUAUUUGGCAAAUAUGCUAUAGUGUAAAAAGUGGCGAGUCACUCUUUCGUAUAAUUUUUCUCAACCGUCUGUCGCCUGCGGAUGGGAUGCUACUAGUGGACGUGAGCUGUCUACUAAAAGGGUACUGUUCUUAAUGAAUAAUUUCGAGCUGAAGUACACUGUUCCAUGCCUUGAUGGGCACAUGUUACUCAAGUAAGAGCAAGUCAGCCUCGCAGCCGUACUCCUCUGCUCCCAUGUCGGCAUCCUCUUCACAAGAUAGUGCGCUACGUCUACCACGAGCCACGCCUUACACAAGGGGGACUGUUGCUCCGAUAGAUACAUCGGAGGUAAACUUCAGACGUUGCAUUCCUCCCCCUACUAAAUACCGUGCCAACCCUUCUCAAUCUGGAAAUUUGCAAGGCAAAGCCAAUGUCACAGUGACAACAGACUUUGCAGACAGGAGCAGGAGAGCUGUUACUGACAAUGCUGAUGUGAACAACCCCAGCUUCAAUAACAACUUUGAGGAUGGAAGCUCAUCCCAAGAUUUCACAAACUUUAAAAAGGAUGCUGUCGAUAGUGGUACAUAUAAUGUAACGGACAGCUGCUCAUUGCAACUUAAAACAGAGGGGGCCAAGGUGUCUUCCGAGAACUCGGAACAGAUGCGCAUUCAGUAUGGCGCCACCAAAAUCCCAACUAAGAUUACAGCACACCUGAGUGGGCUCCCCAAACCUCAGGUUGCUGUUGUGACAACCAGAGUGCCACCUGUGCCGCAGAGGGCUACAAGUGAGAAGUUACAUGCAGCCGCUCGCAUGCCCAACCAACCAGUGGGAGAGGCUGCUGCUGCAGAAAAGCGGGCUGGUUGCCAGCACCGGGUGUCACCGGAUAAGGAAAGCAUUUCAGACAGGAGCCACAGCGGAGACAGCGGUAGCACCGACUACGACUCUGGUCUGGGCCACUCUCUGAGUGACCCACCUGCUGGCAGUGAGAGUGGCGGGAAGGCUCAGAGCAGCAGCACGACGCUACAGGUGGAGUCAUCGCCUGUUCUAAAGGAGGCCGUGGGUGUAGGAAAGGAGUUGGACUCGGCUGUGCUGCCCACAACGCUCCCUGUUGGAGCACAACUGACUACAGCCGAUGGAUCUGCCUCCAAGAUGGGUGUGUAUGACCAGCCGGACUCCUACGCGGCAUACCGGGGAAUCCUGUCUUAUCGGCGCAUCACCCCUAUAAAGAAGUAUUCAGAGACUCCUCAGUGGAAGCGGUCUGUUGAACCAAAGAUCACAAAGGGCUUCAGCAGCCCCACUCGGGCUGUCAUUGCCAAGGGAAUACUGACCAAGGGAGCCAAGGCAGCAAAGGAUUGCUCACCAGAGCAGAAGAGAGAGGGAGUUGCAAAAGGACCAUCAACGAUGUCAGCUCCACUCAGCCCCCCAAACAAGGAAGAGAAGAGUGGUGGGUUUCUCAGUCCCACAUCAGAUGGCUUCCUAAUCGAUGAUGACAUCUCCGAUCAGCCUGGUCUGAUUGCUCUCGAGCGGUCUAGAGGAAGAGGGGCACCAUCAGUCAAGAAGUCCAUCUUUGAACUGCAUGCUCUACAGUCAUUCAGUGGGCGACAGACUAAAGUUGACCGAACAUUGGAUGACCUCCACCCCUUAUGUUCUGAUGCUGGAUCGUCUUGUUCAAGCCUGGGUUCCGAUGACCUUAUGCUGGACUUUGAAACUCCAUGCAAGGAUUCCCCAGAAAUUGCAUCCAGUCCUGCUGUUAAAUAUGCUGGAACACAACUGAGAAGGGUGGCACGUCCAUCUGUUGCUUCACAAGCAGAAAAGAGGAACUCGUGGGACAGUAAUCACUCGGAUGAAGGGGCAGCCUUGCGCCGAGCUUCUGACUCACUUGCAUCUCGAUGGCCUCUGAAAACCCCAUCCAGUGCAACAGCAGCUGAAGCACGUCCGCGUACCGUCAGCUUGCCACUGCGGCCUCCUCGUCAGGUGGUGAUGCAAGAGUGUGAUGAUGGUGGUGUGAAGUUAGACUCAUCUUCAUACCGGUCAGUGUGCCAGGACCUCAAUGGACUCAAGACUAUGCUCCUCAAGCUACGCCGCAUACUACAGGAUGCUGAGACGCUAAAUCCCUUCGAAGUCUCAAACACUAAGAACUAUUUCUAUCAUGCGCUGGCUAGUACUGAUCUGCCCCAUGGUUUUACGCACACUCCAACUGGCGACACGCCUGAUUUCAACCCCAUUGAUCCCAAUGAUGUUUUGCAGGAAAAUAUGGACCUCAAGCGGCAACUCAUUCUAAUGCAGCAGCAGCUGGAAGACAAGGACCGCACAAUUCACCUUCUUCAGCAGCAGAUGACCAAAUACAUGGACAUUACAAACGUUGAAAAGGAUCCUGUUAAAGUCAAUGUUGCAGUACAGACAGAAAGGCCAAAAUUUCUUCAAAGCAUCUCAUCUUCGGAGGAGGGUUCUUCUCAGGGGCGUUUAGUCAGUUCUGAUAUGAAGAAUGCCCUUGAAGAGCAUUUCAAGUCAAGUUCCAUUUGCCAUGCAGCUUUUCGCAACAAGAUUGAGGAUGUGUCCAAGAGUCUGAGCAACAUCACACAGGCUUUGCGGCUGCAUAGUUCAAAGCCACACCUGCCUAGCAGGUCUCAGUCAAGCUGGGAACUACUUUCGUGAUCUAACAGGUAGUUCCGUUGGUGCCACUUCAGCAGUCUGUGGUGUAUGUAUUUCCAGGGAUAUAUUUUCAAGAGGUCAUAUCUUUAUGUUCAUAUCUUUUACUAUUUCUGGAUUUUAUUUUGUUUCAGUGUGGUGUUUUCAUGUUGCAUUCAUGAAUUUGUUGUUGUAAAAUGUGCGGACACUAGGCUUGACUUACGGGACCCUUGCAGUUAGGUUUCAGCCAAAGAAAUUCUACUUUAUUUGAGUAUGAGCAGUGGUGAAAUUAAAAAAGAAAAACAAAGGCACUGAUGUCAAUCUACAUUACCUUUUAUUUGAACCCAAUUUCAAUGUUUCUGUUGCAGGAAACAUGAUUUAACAUAGCUCAUUGGGCAUUUGCCUAAUGUAGUAUUCUGCCCUGAGGCAUCAAAUGUGCAUUCACUGUGCCAGUCGUGCGUGGGUGCUUGGUACUUCAUGGGAGUGGACCAUUGUAGUGUAUUGCCUUUGUGUUAUGUUAAAGGGCUAUGUGAUGGUUAUGUAGCAUUUCUCAUUACAAAAGAGCCAGGUGUGUCAUGUUACACUACUUGACCAACAUUGGCUGUAUGUCUUAUGCAGCAAUACAGUACCGCAACCUUAGCUCUUCUUUUGCAGUUCUGUCAUGUCAUAAAAUUGACUUUUCAUUUAUUGCCUUUACUGUUCUGUCUUGCAAAAGGGGACAAGGUUUUGGGGGGAUUUACUAUGGCUGCUUGUUUUUGUUGGUUUUAUUUCUGUGAAGCCAUUUUUAUAUGUUAACUUCUGUCGGCAGAGUGCAGAUCAUUGUUGGUAUUCUUGCCACAUGCUGCCGUUAACCAGUAACUGUCACAGCAGCAGCAGCAGCUUCUCGUUUUGAGAAUGCACUUUGUGUGCUUCAAGCGACAUUUUUCAUUCCAGGGCAGCUUUUCUGCUACAAUUUUUUAUUGCUGCAAAUUUAAGGUUGAGCAGUUUAGACCAAGAUAAAAUACAUAAAUGUAGAGACAUUAUCGGUAUGAUGCCGUAAGCAGCUAAAUGUAAUCUUGGUUACUGAAAGUGUAAUAGCAGCAUGUGGUGGAUUUAUUUUCGAACAUACAAUAUGUAUAUCUUUUAUAAAGACUUAGGGGCAAACAAGCACGUUUGCUUUGAGUGGUUACGAAGCUUUUCGCUUUAUUUAGGUGGUCUAGUUCUUGAUGAACACGCUUGACAUAUCCGUCGUCAUGCAGUAACUUGCUGUUACUGUAAAGCGGCUAUGUUGUUUUUUUCUUUCUUGCAUGCCCCAUUGCUGGCAAGGUUAUAGUUGCUUGUUUUAUCCAUACCAGUGCACAGUGUACUACUCUUCAAAUCUAAAAAAGCAUGAGGUGAUGUGGAAUUUGUUUUGGCAGAGGCUAUGGCAUGUGUAGCUAAAAAAAUAUAUUCUGUGUUGGUAACAUGGUCCCAUGCUUAAUAUCUUAUGAGAUACCUUGAGAUGCAAUUAUAAGCAGCUUAUUCAUGUGACGCCGACUAGUAAUUUUUUUCUGUACAGGGCUGCAAUGUAUGCGUGUGCAAUUUAAAGUAGCAGCCCUGUUGUGUUGCAGCAUUUCACCUGACUAUUUGAAAAUCCUGCUCUAAUAUAGCUUGGUACGUUAUGUAUAUAUGCUGCACAUUUCCCCAGGUUUACUGUUCCAGUACAUGGUAAUACAUCACUGGUUUAUGUUUAUAUUCCACACAUUCUAAGUUCAUUGUUGUGUUCCAGCAUACUCAUAGGCUUGAAACUUUGUACAAUAUUUCUGUCUAGUACGCACAGAAAUCUCAUCCAAGUGUGUCGAUUUGUAAAUUCAGGUGUACUAUUUUAUUGAAAAUUGUUUUUGGGGGUAAGGCAGGUGGGUAGGCUAGAGAAGGGAAACACAUAAUUUAAGUUCAACUGAAUGUACCUAUUUCAUUUUCUUUUUUUCCUUCUUUUUUAUCAUUGCGCACAAUGCAGGGCUUUCAUGUUAGUGGCAUGAAUAUGCAGAAUGGUUACGGUUUUGUUUUUUCACCUUUUAUAGCAUAAUCAAACCUUUCUUUCUGAACACCUUUGCUAGGGUCAGCAAGGGAAAAGUACAGAUUUUUUAGUCAGCCUGUCAUUCAGGCCAUUGAGAGAUUGCAAAGUGAGCAAUGAGAUAUUACAUAGUAUUUUGUUAAAAUGUUCGUGUUCACCUCUGGUAGCUUUCAGUGUACUUACCACUUUCAAUGCAUUCCCUCCACAUACUAAAUAAAAGGCUGGCUUAUCUGCAAUGUGAUCCUAAUGUAUCAGAGGCAUACUUUCCACAAAAAAACUUAAGCCAUGAAGUCUGCAAAUUCAAGGUUCCUGUGUUAUUUUGUACAAACAGCUGUCUCCAUUCUCAUUCCCUUCAUAUACUACAUAAUGAAAGGCUGACUUAUCUGCAAUAGGAUCCUAAUGUAUCAGAGGCAUACUUUCUGCAAAAAACUUAAGCCAUGAAGUCUGCAAAUUCAAGGUUCCUGUGUUAUUUUGUACAUACAGCUUUCUAUAUUCUCAUAAUCUAAUGGUUCACAUUGAAUUGACUUGCGAGCUUUUGCUGACAUCUUGCAGUAUGUUCCUGGAGUUUGACCUCUUGUUAUGGCAAAAUAAUUGGAUGUUAGGGAAACUGCAGCAAUAGUUCAGAGAAGGAAAAGAAUAAUUCUGUGCACUGAUUGUAAAUGACAUUGUUAGAGCGAUCAAAAAUAUUUAUGUGGUGUGGAAACAGUUCUCAGUAGUUUAUAAGCUAGCGAGAAUAACUGCUUAUGCUGUGGCUUUGGUAGAAGUAGUAGCAGCAUCUAGAAAGCAGUAUUGUUUUGCCAUAUUGGAACUUCGCAGUGGUGGUGGUGGUCAGGUACUGCAUAUUGCAUGCUUGAAGAAUUCAAGAGCUGAGCCUUGAGCUUUUAAUGCAUUGCUCUGGGGAUACAGUGCUGAAAGAAAUUGACCUCAUUGUUUCAGUGAUUUUCUGUACCCAGAUAGCAACAAAGCAGCCAAAUUGUUUCAGUAUUCCUAUUUUGCGUUCUUUGGUGAACUUGAGUCAGAAGUGUCAUGCUGCAGGGAUGCCAAGGUACAAGUAGUAUGCAGGGUGUUGCCACAGCAAGUGGAGGUACCUGUUUUGACAAAAAGGUGUCGCAACCGCAACCACGCUGGUGCCAUCAGCCUAGUUAAUAACUACACAAUUUAUUGGCUGACUUUUCCGUUGCGAGCUUCGUUGAGUCGUUGCAGUCACAGAAAUGGGGAGCGCCAGACCGCAUAGCGAGUGCCAUGCGAAGGCGUCUUCAGCUCUCCAGUUGUGUUGUGAAACGCCAACGCUGUUCUGAAACUUCAAGGCAGCUUGGAAUGGGAACACUGCCCACGAGUUAACGGCUCGCGUAAUUUUUGGCUUCCGCUUCACCUGCUAUCUGCACCACCUCCCCGAACGGCCGCGGUGUGGGUCUGACAGCCAUUGCUUAUCGCCCGCGGCUUGUGCACCGCUUGUUGCUGUUGUCCCCAGCGCUGCUCUGCACGAUAGAGCGGCUCCUAGCCUCCCUAGUGCAGUGCAGUGUCUGUUAGUGCGGGCCUAAAUUACGCGAGCUGUCGUGUAUGCAUUUCUGCUGUGUCGUAACUUCUCUUCGAGUAACAACCGAGAUGCCCCUGCGCCAAAGGCAGGCUUUAUUUUAAUGACUGCAAUGUAGAAAUUGAUAUAUGAGAAAGAGCAUGUGGAUCUCGCCCUGUUGACCUCGCUCUGUUUAAAUCGGUCUGCUAUAAGUACCAGCGUGGUCGUGUAUGUUGCGCUUGCCUUUUUUUCUUAAUAUAAAUGUAACCUUGACACUCUGCUGAAGCGCCAUGUAUGAAGCAUUUGUUCAUGUUCGGGUGUGCGGAUUUUUGCACCUUCACGAUGACACACACGCUUUGGUGGUCAGCUUUGUUCUCAAUUCUUUUAUUUUUUGUCGGUGUAAAUAAAGAGAAGCAUUUCCUUGAA